Molecule: messenger RNA, 4564 nt
Organism: Solea solea (common sole)
Lineage: Eukaryota; Metazoa; Chordata; Actinopteri; Pleuronectiformes; Soleidae
Gene: sall3b
Product: spalt-like transcription factor 3b
Exons: 4
Coding region: 203-4069 (1288 amino acids)
Biological process (GO): regulation of transcription by RNA polymerase II
Cellular component (GO): nucleus
Molecular function (GO): DNA-binding transcription factor activity, RNA polymerase II-specific; RNA polymerase II cis-regulatory region sequence-specific DNA binding
Source: RefSeq, a predicted model, not a curated record
AAAGCACACAGAUAUCCUAAUUUCCAUAUCGAGUGUGAGUGUGUCUGGAGCGCAGCCAAUCAGCCAGCGAAGGGCAGCGAGAGUCGUAAAAGCAUUAUCCUCCCUCCAUCAUAAUUAGACUGACAUGCGCAAUCUGCACACGGACAUCAGCACCAUUUCACCGAGCCCGCUCCCACCGGAGGCUCCCUGUGUCUGCCCGUAGAUGCUGCGGGGGAAAGUCAGCACUGAGCCGCACAGAGACAGACACACAGAGAGACAGGCACGGAGACACAGAGACACGGAGACAGACAGCAACAUGUCCCGGCGCAAACAAGCCAAGCCGCAGCAGCUCAGGACUGAUGGUGACGCAGCGCAGAGCGGACUCACCCGCAGAGACGGCAUCUUGGAAGUCACGGGGAGAGAGGAGAGUAAUGGAAGCUGCCAGAGCAGUGAGGAAACACACGUCUGUGACAAAUGCUGUGCUGAGUUCUUCACUUGGACUGAACUGAGUGAACAUCAGAAAGUCUGCACUGAGGACUCCUUGGUGCUGAUAGUUAAGGACAAUGAGGUUCACGAGGAAUCUCCCGCGGGACCCUCGCCAAUUCCGAGUGUAGCGUCCAGCAGCGACUCUUCCCCGGAAGAGUCCACUGACGCCGGCUUUGAUCUGGGAGAGACGCUGGUGAAUGAGGACAGUCUGGAUAACAUGGAUGAGGACGAAGCCAUGGAGCUUGAUCCUCACCCACAGGAGAAACACACUAUGACCUCCAGCCGUCGGCUUCCACACUCAGCUGAGUCCACUUCCCCUCAGAUGUCAGCUGCAGCUGACAGCUACAGCAUGCCCAGCACCAAUGUGACGCUGGAGAUCCUCCACAGCACCAGAGUGGCCGUGGCUCAGUUCUCCCAGGGGAUCAACGGCAGCGGUGCAGGAGGGAAGGCGGCGUCAGCGGCCAUCCCCAUGAUCCUGGAGCACCUGCUGGCUCUGCAGCAGCAACAGGUCCACCAGCUGCAGCUAAUUGAGCAGAUCUGCAGUCAGGUAGCGACGAUAAACAGACACCCAACACAAGCUGCGUUAAACCCCGCCUCCAGAUCCCUGUCUCUGGCAUCGAACCCUUUCCCCUCUCAAGGAAUCGUCACUCCUCCCAUCCUGCCUCUGUCCGGAACAAUGCCGUCCAGCGUUAAUGGACAGGCUGCUGUUUCUUUGUCGUCCGUGCUUGAAAAGUCUCAAACUGUCCCCUCGCAGACUGUUGUUGGGAAGUCCGACUUUAAAGACUUUACGUGUACCUCAGCUUCCUUGGACAAUUCAACCCCAUCUCUCUCAAACAGCAGCAACAGCAGCAGCAGAAGCAGCAGCAUUUCCAUGUUACUGCCUCCUUUCACCAGCUCGCAAAGUAACAGCAUCAGCUGCACUCAGACACUGAGCUCUUCCACCAGCCCGCUGUCCCUGGGGCAGAGCAACCUCCUUAGCUCGUCCUCCAGCCUGCCAUUUCUACCUCAGAGCCCCCCCAGCAGUGUCAUUUUCCCCAACCCGUUAGCUAGCAUCGCUGCCACAGCUAAUGCACUUGACCCGCUUGCCGCCCUGAUGAAGCACAGGAAAGGGAAACUGUCCAACGUGUCCCUAUUUGAAACGAAGCCCAGCCCGGAGGAGCCCUUCUUCAAGCAUAAAUGCAGGUUCUGUGCCAAAGUGUUUGGCAGUGACAGCGCUCUGCAGAUCCACCUGCGGUCCCAUACAGGAGAGCGGCCCUUCAAAUGCAACAUCUGCGGCAAUCGUUUCUCCACAAAGGGGAACUUAAAGGUGCACUUCCAGAGGCAUAAAGAGAAGUAUCCUCAUGUUCAGAUGAACCCCUACCCGGUGCCAGAAUAUCUAGACAAUGUGCCAACAACUUCUGGGAUUCCCUAUGGAAUGUCCCUCCCUCCAGAAAAACCUGUCACCUCGUGGCUGGAGAGCAAAACAGGUGUAGCUACUCUGCCGUCCACCAUGGGUCUUCCUCUGUCCUCCACUAUUACCAGUGUCGGAGGCUCAAAUGACCUUGUAAGUGUAACAACAUCCGUUAAGUCUCCCUACCAGCCAUCUCCUGGUGAAUGUGUGUCUUUGUCUCCUAACCACAGAGGCAGUGAGGCUCAUUUCUCUCCUGUUUCAGAGUCGGCACCGUCUAACCUUGAGACAGAAGCAUCCAAUAUACUGAAAACAGAGGGAGUUCACCUGCCCCAAAACUGUGCAAUGAGGCUGAGAGCCACCUCAGAAACAGACACAGCUCACGCUACUAUCCCAUCUACGGCCACCACACCCGAACCCACCGCCUCAUCAUCCCCUGUCCCCAACUCUCCGCCAAUCCCGUUCAACUCAGAUGAAACAAACUUUCAGUCAGAUGGCCUCCUGGAUUCUAUGCAAACAUCGGAAACCUCGAAGCUUCAGCAGCUGGUGGAGAAUAUCGACAAAAAGAUCACAGACCCCAACCAGUGCGUGCUCUGUCACCGUGUCCUCAGCUGUCAGAGUGCACUGAAGAUGCACUAUCGCAUUCACACGGGGGAGAGGCCCUUUAAAUGCAAAGUGUGCGGCAGGGCCUUCACCACCAAAGGGAACCUGAAGACGCACAUCGGCGUUCACAGAGAGAAUCCUCCGGUUCAGGUGCAGCACUCGUGUCCAAUUUGCCAGAAGAAGUUCACCAACGCCGUUGUUCUUCAGCAGCACAUCCGCAUGCACAUGGUCGGACAGAUUCCAGACUCAACCCUCGUGGACGGGCUGCAGGACAUGGACAGCGACGUGUCUGUCAACGGGACCAACUUUGACAGCCUCAGCAGCAGCGGCAACGACUUCAAUGAUGACAUUUCAAUGGAGGACGAUAACGAGGAAGAGGAGGAAAGUAUGAAAGAAGAUGCCAGUCUCUAUAAACCUUUGAUCUCGGAAUGUAAUUCUCCUCCUAAGUCCUACAACAUUGUUUCAAGCAUAGCAGCUCUGGAGAACCAAAUGAGGAUGAUUGACUCGACUGUAAGCCUAAACCACUUGUUCACCAUAAAACCCCUUACAAAUGGUUUUAUCAAUAACAGCCAGCUCAACAUUAAAAGUGCUUUAUCAGAGAAAAGGGUUGUCAACGGCCCAAACGUGUCCGAAUCCUCCUGUUUACCUCACGCAUCCACGUCUCCCCGUCGAAGCAGUUCAGAGAAUGUGACGAUCAAGUCACCUGCAGUGAAACACAACAGACCGGAAUCCCAGGAGGCUUUGGCAGCAUCAGUGAAGAGAGAGCAACCUGAGUCUCCCACGUCAGCAGCCGCAGCGGCCCAGGAGCAGAGAGGAACACAAGCCAGCAAACUGUGUGUGAAAGAGGAGACAUCUUACAGUUUGUCCUUUCAGCUGAGCAGAGACAGAGGUCAAAACAUCCCCAGCCUGGUCACCAGCACGUCGCCGGCCAGUAUCGUAAAAACUGAGGUGAACGGCCACAGUCACCCGAGCAACACACACGAGGGCCAGCACGCGCCGUUUACCGUCCACAUCCCUCCAGCUUAUCCGUCAGUCGUCAGCCCGGCGAUGACGUCGCUGCUCAGCCCCGCGCCGCUGCCACGACGGACGGCGAGGCAGCACAACUGCAACGUGUGUGGGAAGAACUUCUCGUCGGCCAGUGCGCUGCAGAUUCACGAGCGCACGCACACUGGGGAGAAGCCGUUUGUCUGCUCCAUCUGUGGCAGAGCUUUCACCACCAAAGGCAAUCUGAAGGUUCACAUGGGGACUCACAUGUGGAACAACGCACCAGCGAGGCGAGGCAGGCGACUGUCAGUGGAGAACCCCAUGGCCCUGCUAGGUGGAGAGGCGGCCAAGUUUGGGGAGAUGUUCCAGAAGGACCUGGCGGCUCGAGCCAUGAAUGUAGACCCUGGAUUUUGGAACCGCUACGCGACAGCUAUCACUAACAGUCUGGCCAUGAAGAACAACGAGAUCUCAGUGAUUCAGAACAGAGGCCUCGCUCAGCUUCACCCUCUGACUGCAGGCAUGGACAGAGUGAGCGCCGCAGGAAGUCCCAUACCCAGUCUGACCAAGACAGGCAUGGACAGACAUUUUUCUAUGCUGAUUGAUGACAGCAAAGAAAUUGGGAUCAACUGAACAAAAAAAGCUAAAUGUCGAUUAAAAAAAAACAAAAAACAAAACAAAAAACACUUAUGCAAACUAUUGUGGACGUUAAAAUAUUUGUAAAACGACUCGUUUGUUCUAAUGUAUUAUAUAGACUUAAAAAUUAAGUUUUUAUCAAUUCACAUUUUGCUAUUUUUUCCUUUGCAGUCAUUUGUGAAUGUUUUUUUUUUCUAUAAAUGAGGAAUUCCUACGGUGCUCAGAUGUAUGGAGGCUCCAAAAAAAGAAGGGAACGUGUGUUCACAUCAAUAAUGCGAAGGGACCGUCAUCUCCUGAGGACAGCUGCCCAGUGCUGCUGCUAGAGCUGGUGCAAAGCACAAACGUAUGCUCCUGAAACGUAACCACAACUACACACUGCAAUGGUCUGUUGUCAAUGUUAUGGAGCGAAAUUGUUAUUCUUGAAACAACAACAGUUGGACUGAAUAAAAAAAUAGAAAAAGAAACUUACUGUAUGUCUACUUCACUUCCUCA